Molecule: messenger RNA, 2647 nt
Organism: Leptopilina boulardi
Lineage: Eukaryota; Metazoa; Arthropoda; Insecta; Hymenoptera; Figitidae
Product: pre-mRNA-processing factor 17
Exons: 8
Coding region: 141-1892 (583 amino acids)
Biological process (GO): mRNA splicing, via spliceosome
Cellular component (GO): catalytic step 2 spliceosome
Molecular function (GO): protein binding; mRNA binding
Source: RefSeq, a predicted model, not a curated record
CGCAUGCGCCUUUGCGUUCGUUAAGGGUCGUAGUAGAUGAACAACUGUCAAUUUUCAACAAUAAUUAUUAAAUAUAAUAUACAAUUAAGUGUUAUUGUUAAUAUAGAAAUAACUUAGAAUUUAUAAUUUUAAAUUUAAAAAUGUUAGCCCUACAAGGUUAUGGUAGUAGUGACGAAGAGGGUGAUAAAACUAGUGAAAUUAGUGGAAAUUUAGAAAAAAGUGAGGUUAGGACUGACAACUCAACAAAUAAUUCUUCAAUUCCAUUCUCAUCUACUGGAUCUUCUUUAUUGUCAUUAGGAUUGCAAAUUUGUUCAGCACCCGAUGUUGUUCCAACGGGCUCAGAAUUAUGUUUACGGCAUAUAGAUUCAACCGCGAAAGAAGUGAUGCACAAUCCAAAAUACGAGGAACUUUUUGCACCUGAUAUUGGACCGGAAAAUCCUUUUAAAACACAACAACAACGUGCCAUGAAAAAUACCCUCUCUGGUUACGUUGAGAAAGCACAUUUCUCGGAUUUUCAAUUUGAAAAUCAACGUCGAACGUUCACUAGCUAUGGAUACGCAUUGGAUCCGACUGCCGAUGGAAGUGUUGACGAAGGAAAAGUUUUUAUUGGCGCCAAAGAGGCGGCCGAGGAAAGUGGUGCAAAAACUGUAUUUGAAACAACAACAUUGAGACCCGCGGAUAAGAGGAAACGAAAGAAGAAUGAUGAUCCAGCGGAUAUUGAAGGAUUUUUGGGUCCUUGGGGUGGUUACGUGGAUGAGAAAAGAAUUAUUAAACCAACAGAGGAGGAAGCCGCUGAAUUGGAAGAAAUUCUCGCUAAACGUAAUAAGAGAGGAAAGGAAACAACCGAAACACCAAUUGAAGAACGAACAGUACUUCAUAUCAAAGAUACAACAGAUUAUCAAGGACGAUCAUAUUUACAUGCACCUCAAGAUGUUGGUGUGAAUUUAAGAUCAGAUUCACCACCGGAACGUUGCUUUUUGCCUAAAGCACAAAUUCACACAUGGGAAGGACAUACAAAAGGUAUCUCGCAAAUUCGAUGGUUCCCACGCACUGCUCAUUUACUACUUUCAUGUAGUAUGGAUAAUAGAGUUAAGCUUUGGGAAGUUUAUAAUCAAAGAAGAUGUAUUCGAACGUACUAUGGACAUCGACAAGCUGUGCGUGAUAUUAGUUUUGAUAAUGAUGGCAAAAGAUUUCUUUCAGCGGGUUACGAUCGUUAUGUAAAAUUAUGGGACACAGAAACUGGCGCAUGUUUGAGUAAAUUUACCAGUCGCAAAGUACCGUAUUGCGUUAAAUUCAAUCCCGAUUCUGAUAAACAACAGUUAUUUGUCGCUGGAACAAGUGACAAGAAGAUUAUUUGCUGGGAUAUAAGAUCGGGAGAAAUAACACAAGAAUACGAUAGACAUUUGGGAGCUGUUAAUACAAUAACAUUUGUUGAUGAAAAUAGAAGAUUUGUCACUACUUCGGACGAUAAAAGUCUUCGUGUUUGGGAAUGGGACAUUCCAGUGGACAUGAAAUACAUUGCGGAUCCAACAAUGCAUUCUAUGCCUGCUGUAACACCAUCACCAAAUCAAAAGUGGUUAGCAUGUCAAAGCAUGGAUAAUAAAAUUGUCAUAUUUUCCGCGCUCAAUAGGUUUAAAAUGAAUCGAAAGAAAACAUUCACUGGUCACAUGGUUGCUGGUUAUGCUUGUGGCUUGGAUUUCUCACCCGACAUGAGCUAUCUUGUGUCAGGUGAUGGAGAUGGAAAAUGCUACGUUUGGGAUUGGAAAACAACGAAAUUAUAUAAAAAAUGGAAAGCUCAUGAUGGAGUUUGUAUUUCUGCCAUGUGGCAUCCUCAUGAACCGUCAAAACUCGCGACCGCCGGUUGGGAUGGGAAAAUCAAAUACUGGGAUUAGAAAAAUAAUUUUUUUUUUCUAAUUGUGCAUAGUGUAAAUAUAAAUAAUUUUUUUACUGCGGUAAAUUAGAAUUUAUUUCUUAUUUAAAAAAAAAGAAAAUUUCUUUUUUGUACUUACGCCUUAAGUAUAUAGAAAAAUAAUUAAGUUAUAGAACAAAGAAUUAAUUUUUGAAUCAAAGCAGAAGAUUUAUUAAAAAAAUAAUUUUUCUUUUUAUAAAACAAGAUAAAAGAAAUAAAAUACAAUUAGAAAAUAAAACUUACAAUAAAAAGAAGGAAAUAAAAAUUGUAAUUUGAAAAAAAUUAUAUUUUUAAUAAUCAAUCAAAAUAAAAGAAACGAGAAAUGAUAUUGAAGAAAAAUAUUGUGUCUUUAUCAAUUUUUUCCUAUAGUUUUCCCGGGAAGAGCGCGCGCUUGUUCCGUCAACAGGAAUCAAAUGAAAGCAACGCCAUAUGUAUAGGAAAAGUGAAAAAUCAAUAAUGUGCGCCGUUAAGUCUGAGUACUGUUCGUACCUUAUUGUAAGAGUGCACAUUAGUUUAGUUUAUACACAAGGGAAGUUCUAGUAAAUAAAAUUAAAAAAAAAAGGAAACAAAAUAAGAAAAAAAACAAAAUUUUUUCAAUUAUUAUUAAGUCACCGAUAUUAAGAUAUGUUAAUUUUUCCACAAUUUUUUCAUCAAUUCUUGUGUUUUCCAAAAAAAUAGAUAAACAAUCAAUUUAAAAAAAAGAAAGAAAACAGUGCCAAGGACAAUUUAUAGAACAGG